Messenger RNA from Xylaria bambusicola, 1469 nucleotides. Its product is annotated as cytochrome b5. Lineage: Eukaryota; Fungi; Ascomycota; Sordariomycetes; Xylariales; Xylariaceae. Gene Ontology annotation, cellular component: endomembrane system; membrane. The transcript is spliced from 3 exons. Bases 207 to 719 code for a protein of 170 amino acids. The record is from RefSeq and is a predicted model, not a curated record.
ACACAGUAAGGUAGGUCCGGCCACCCCAGUUCUUCGGACUGGCGUGAUCGGAAAGCCCGGACAGCCCGGAAACUGACCCAACCCAACAACCCACUGUCAUCGGAAACAUCUCUCGCGCCUAUCGCUUAGACAUCGUUGUUACGCGGUGCGACCAGAAGACAUUCUUCUACCUCGAAGCUAUAGACAUUUUGCUCGACUACGCCGAUAUGGAUUACGUCCAGGAGCGCAUGGUCCAAGAGGCCACCCGAGACACGGCCGAGCUCUACACGGGGCUCGUGACGCCUCUCAACCUCAUCCUCGUCGCCAUCACCCUCUACACGACCUAUCUGCUCUACAAGCCCGCGCCACCAGCCACACUCCCGCGCGAGCCACCCGCCGUCGUCUUCCGCACCUUCACCCCACACGUCCUGCUACCCUACAACGGCACCAACGGCAUGCCCGUGUACAUGGCCGUCCGGGGCCGUGUUUUCGACGUCACUAGCGGCCGCAAUUUCUACGGGCCGGGCGGGCCAUACGAGAACUUCGCUGGUCGCGACGCCAGCCGUGGUCUCGCGUGCCACAGCUUCGACGAGGAGAUGUUAACUAAGGACCUCGAUGGCCCGCUUGAUACACUCGAAGGCCUCGGCGCCGAGGAGAUGGAGAGCUUGCAGGGCUGGGAGGAGAGGUUUCUCAGCAAGUACCUUGUUGUUGGCAAGCUGGUCGCCCAGGGCGAGAAAUGAGCAAGUGCUUUGCUUUCUCCAAACGAACGCUCCUAUAUCUUAUUUCAUCGCCCGUCGAGAGACACGAUAUUGGCAGUUAGCUCGGAAUGACAUAUGAAUUUAAGAUAUGAUUGAUCUUGGUUCCUAGAGUCAAGUCAGUAUGCCCAACCGUCGGAAUCCACGUGCCCUGAAGCCCUGCUUCGGCCACAUCCCAGGACAUGGCAGCGAUGUAGUUGUAUGCCACUGAGUAUGUAUACUACUAGGUGAGUGCUAAGUUUGUGAAACUAGACGAUAUUACUAGACACGCCUGUCGCCGUACCCUAAAGCUGCAACAUCUCUAUCUCAUGGCUAUAUUUUGCAUAGUUUGUCUUCGUACUCUCUGGUAUUAGUGAAUGACGCAAGUUACUAUGCAAGCGUAUGUGCCAUUUACGAAAUCUCUUGAAUGUGACCCGAGUUAAUGCUGUUGGAGACGGUAUUUAAAGGCAUUCAAGACGGUCACAUAUUAUUUCGAUGAAUUUCAUUAAGGGAUUCUGGACAAGUCUCACUCGAAGCGUCAUGCGAGACUCUUCAGAGAGUUGCUACAUGACUCAUAUUUGCAAAUUGAAUUCAAGAGUGAGUCCUAUGGCACAGAAUCAUGAAGCCAUAUGAUACACAAUUGAAUAGUGUGAUCCCGAAUAUAACAAGGGCGGAGAUAUAGGCUUAGAACUUAAUACUAUCCACAAUACAACAGUCUAGCAAGGUUAUAAAAGCCCUUAUCUAAUUAAUUCCUCC